This is a messenger RNA of Nicotiana attenuata, 744 nucleotides long. RefSeq lists its product as uncharacterized. Bases 1 to 744 code for a protein of 247 amino acids. The transcript has a single exon. The record is from RefSeq and is a predicted model, not a curated record. NCBI's taxonomy places the organism in Eukaryota, Viridiplantae, Streptophyta, Magnoliopsida, Solanales, Solanaceae.
AUGGAAGAUCGAUAUGAUCAAACAAAUAGGGCGAAGCUAUAUCAAGUCCAAAAGGAGAUCAACAACCUUGUUCAGGGCUCCUUAGACAUCACUACCUACUAUACACGAAUGAAGAGACUAUGGGAAGAAUUAAACACCCUGAGUGGUAAAUCUCAGCACAGCUGUGUUUGUACAUGUGGGUCAAAGAAAAUGUUGCAUAAGGAAGAACAGGAUCGACGACUCAUUCAAUUCUCGAUGGGCCUAAAUGAGGUCUAUACAAUAGUGCGAGGAAGUAUUUUGAUGAUGAAACCUCUGCCAUCUUUGGCACAAGCCUUCUCCCUCCCAAUCCAAAAAGAGAAACAAAGGGAAUUCAGGCCAAAUAAUCAGCUAAACCUCGAGUCUACUUCACUGCAUGUGAACGCCACAUUUGCACAACAUCAAAAUCCAUUCGGAGCUAGAAAUUUCAAAACACACUACACUCCAAAUAACAGGGGUCAGCCAUUUUGUGACUAUUGCAAAAGACCAGAUCACGCAAAGGAGAAAUGUUACAAGUUACAUCCCCAAGUCAAUUCGUACAACAAUCAAAGCUUCAACAACACCGGUGCUCAACAGUUUAAUCAGAGAAACAACUCAAAUCAGACUCAACGUCAUAAGUUCAAUAGAGGGAAAGGAUCUUGGCAAAUGUACAUGGAGUUCCAGCUAAUUUGCUUCAUGAGAAGGAAGAUGAUUCAGUUCCACAUGAUGAGAAUCAAAAUGUCAAUCUAA